Sapajus apella (tufted capuchin) is the source of this 871-nucleotide messenger RNA. Its product is annotated as 60S ribosomal protein L7a. The transcript has a single exon. Gene Ontology annotation, cellular component: ribonucleoprotein complex. Bases 28 to 828 code for a protein of 266 amino acids. The record is from RefSeq and is a predicted model, not a curated record. NCBI's taxonomy places the organism in Eukaryota, Metazoa, Chordata, Mammalia, Primates, Cebidae. Gene Ontology annotation, biological process: ribosome biogenesis.
CUUGCCUUGCUCUUCCCGCCGCCCAAGAUGCCGAAAGGAAAGAAGGCCAAGGGGAAGAAGGUGGCUCCGGCCCCUGCUGUCGUUAAGAAGCAGGAGGCCAAGAAAGUGGUGAAUCCACUAUUUGAGAAAAGGCCUAAAAAUUUUGGCAUUGGACAAGAUAUCCAGCCCAAAAGAGACCUCACCCGCUUUGUGAAAUGGCCCCGCUAUAUCAGGUUGCAGCGGCAGAGAGCCAUCCUCUAUAAGCGGCUGAAAGUGCCUCCUGCAAUUAACCAAUUCACCCAAGCCCUGGACCGCCAAACAGCUACCCAGCUGCUUAAGCUGGCCCACAAGUACAGACCAGAGACGAAGCAAGAAAAGAAGCAGAGGCUGUUGGCCCGGGCCGAGAAGAAAGCGGCUGGCAAAGGGGACGUCCCCAGUAAGAGACCACCUGUCCUCCGAGCAGGAGUUAACAGCGUCACCACCUUGGUGGAGAACAAGAAAGCUCAGCUGGUGGUGAUUGCACACGAUGUGGAUCCCAUUGAGCUGGUUGUCUUCUUGCCUGCCCUCUGUCGUAAAAUGGGAGUCCCUUACUGCAUCAUCAAGGGUAAGGCAAGACUGGGACGUCUAGUUCAUAGGAAGACCUGCACCACUGUCGCCUUCACACACGUUAAUCCGGAAGACAAAGGUGCUUUGGCUAAGCUGGUGGAAGCUAUUCGCACCAACUACAAUGACAGAUACGAUGAGAUCCGGCGUCACUGGGGAGGCAAUGUCCUGGGUCCCAAGUCUGUGGCUCGCAUUGCCAAGCUAGAAAAGGCAAAGGCUAAAGAACUUGCCACGAAACUGGGUUAAAUGUAAAUAACUGUUUCUGUAAAUAAAAAUAAUUAAUGCAAAU